AAAACAUUAAUCCUUGUGCCCACCCACCAAAAUGGCUCCUUUAUGGGGCAAUUCUAGGUGUUUGACGUGAAGUUAUUUACACACCUGGAAUUAAGCCUUCAUUGAGACAAGUUGUAGAUGUCUUUCUGUGCACCGUGUGCGUGAAACAGAUCAAGAAAGAGUGCGUGUUCUAUAGCAGUGAAGAAUCGAUCGAGUUCCUGAAGAAAAAAUUAUACAGGACGGCCGGUUGGUAUAAUAGUUCGCUUGCUGAACAAAAAUCUGUACAGACUUGAUAUACAAUGACCAAAGGAAAAAAUAUUGGUUUUUAAUAACUACAAAAUAAAUGAAUAAGAGAAACUAUUAAUAGUGGUACUUAAAAAUGUCCUGAGUAAAGUUUGAUGAAGAAAAGAUUUUUAUUUUCUCACUUAAUUAUAUAAAUGAUAUAAUCAAAUUAAACUUUAAAAAUGGCAAGAAAAAGUGAUAAUAUCAAAACCAUCAAUGUUGCUAUUGUUGGUCUUUCUGGUACAGAAAAAGAUAAGGGGCAAGUUGGUGUGGGAAAAUCAUGUCUGUGUAAUCGUUUUAUGCGUUCUUUGAACGAUGAUUAUAAUGUGGACCAUAUAUCAGUGUUAUCACAGUCAGAUUUUAGUGGUCGGGUGGUGAAUAAUGAUCAUUUCCUAUAUUGGGGUGAAGUUACAAAAACAGCAGAAGAUGGAACAGAAUAUCAAUUUCAAGUAAUAGAACAUACUGAAUUUAUAGAUGAUGCAUCUUUUCAACCUUUUAAAGGUGGUAAAAUGGAACCUUAUGCAAAAAGAUGUGCAGCCACAAAAAUUACUAGUGCAGAAAAGCUUAUGUAUAUUUGCAAAAAUCAAUUAGGCAUAGAAAAAGAAUAUGAACAAAAAGUUUUACCAGAUGGUAAAUUAAACAUUGAUGGCUUUUUGUGUGUAUUUGAUGUAAGUGUUGUACCAAAUAGAUCUAUAGAAAAACAGGUUGAAAUAGUAGCAAAUAUAUUGAAUAAUUUAAUGAAAACUAAAAAACCAAUAGUUUUGGUAACAACCAAAAAUGAUGAUGCUAAUGAACAAUAUGUAAAAGAAGCUGAAAAAUUAGUGAUGCGUAAAGAAUACAAAAGUUCCAUAUUAAUAAUUGAAACAUCUGCACAUGAAAAUAUAAAUAUUGAUUUGGCAUUUAUGAUUUUGGCUCAACUGAUUGAUAAAACCAAAAUGCGAAGUAAAGUUAUUCCAUUUGCGGAAGCAGCCAGAGCUAGAAAGGAAUUAUUAGAUGCAUCAACGGAAUCUUUACAAAGAUUGAUUCGAAUACAUGUUACUGAUUAUAGAGCAUUGUGGUCUCAAGCAUCUAAAAAAUUAGCUCAACACAAAGAAUUUUCAACAUUUGUUGAAUUAUUUGGUAUUGAUGCAACUCAAAGAUUAUUUAGAAGACAUAUUAAAAAAUUGAAAGAUGAACAAGUGGCAAAAAAAAUCCAGGGAUAUUUGGACAUGUUACCUGAUAUUCUUCAUGAAAUAUGUCCUGAUAUAACAAAUUUGAUCAAUGAAGAGUGGUCUGCAGUACAACAAUAUAUAAAAGAACAUCCUGAUUUUCACCAAUAUUUCUAUGAAUGUCCUGAAGAUAUCCCAUGGAUUGAUUGUGAUUUCGGUGAAAACAAUGGAACAAAAAUUCCUUAUGAUGUCUUAGAAACACCCGAAGCUGAAACUGUUUUCAAAAAUCAUAUAAAUGUAUUGCAACAGGAACAGCGGCGAUUAGAACUUCCUAAAAGAUGGAAAAAACAAUUUAAACAGUUAUUGGAAGAAACUGGUUAUGUUACACCUGGAAAACAUUUAUCUGAAGUUAGAGUUCUUUUUAUGGGUAGAGAAUGUUUUGAAGCUCUUUCUCACCAUGAUUGUCAAGAAAUAUAUGAUCAACAUCAAAAAGAAAUUAUUGAAAAAGCAAAACAUAAUUUCCAAGAACUAUUGCUAGAACAUGCUGAUUUAUUCUAUCAUUUCAAGAGUAUAGCACCAUCUGGUACUAUAACACAAGAUGAUAUUAAAGAAAUUACAGAUGCAUUAGUAGAUGAUUUUAGAUAUAAAGCUUUAGAUAGAUUAGAUCAAGAUAGAAAAUUAAUGCUAUUUCAACAUUUGGGUUUUGUACAUUGUCCUAUAAGAGAACAUUGUCCAGCUUAUCCAAAUUGCAUGGAUGCACUUAUAGAACGAAUACUUGGAACAAAAGCUCACAGACCUUCUUCAUGGAAUCACAGUAGUCAGUGGCAAUUAACAUCUGAUAAUAAUCAAUUAAAUUUAGUUAUACUUGGAAGCAAUGGACUUGGUGAGGAAUUCGCUCGUGAAAUAAGAGCACAAACAGAAGAUGAUGAAGUAGAAAUUGAUUGUCAAUUGUAUACGCUUGGAUAUCGAAUAAUCGAUGGUGAUGUUGGAUUACCACAUAAUUCAUUUACUACUUCAGACUUCAUGCCUCAUGGUUCAUUUUGUAUUUAUGCAAAUGAAGAUUCAUUUGAAUAUAUUCGUUCUUCUUUAGAAAAAACUUUAUUGUCGAAUUUAGAACAAGAAGAUAGAUUACCAUUUCAAGGAUUACCUAUUGUUAUUAUGUUUGUACCAGAAUCAACUAUAGACGAAAUGGAAGCAAUACGACUUAGAAAAGAGGGUCAGAAUCUUGCUGAUAGUUUGCAGUGUCCAUUUAUAGAUGUUUGCAUAGAGGAUUUGGAGCAAGAUAAAAGAUUUCCUACUUUACUUGUAAAAGAUGCAUUACAGCAACUUAUACAAUCUAUAAAUCACAGAGCUGGUUUUUUAAAUAUUUACCAAAGUGUUAUUGAAUGUUUAGAACCAGAUAUUAGAAUAAUAAUGUGUAUGUUUUGCGGAGAUCCAUAUUCCGUGGAAAACGUACUUGGUCCCUUACUCAAUCAUCAAUGUUGUUUUCUUAGUGGCGAUCGAUCGAUUGUUUUAGAAACAUUUCUAGGAGAAUCGAAACGAAGAGUUGAAGUUAUUAUUUCAAGUUUUCAUGGAGCAAAUGCAUUUAGAGAUGAAUUAGUACAUGGUUUUAUACUUGUUUAUUCUACAAAAAGAAAAGCAUCACUUGCGACUCUUAACGCAUUUUCUAUGAAUAUACCAAAUUUACCAAUACAAAUAAUGGCUGUGACUGAUACUGGAGGUGCUAAUGCUUUCUUCAGUAAUGAUUUAAGUCAUUUACUUAUCACAGAGGGAAAUGCAAUUGCGGAUAAAUUGCAAGCACAUUUUAUGACUUCGGCAUCUAGUUGCCAACAAAAAACGGCAUUCUAUACCCCAUUCUUUAAAGAGGUAUGGGAGAAAAAACCCGAAAUCGAACAGGCAUUUAAUAUGGAAGAACCAGGUAAUUUAAAUGAUAGCGGUGAAGGAACUUUGGAAUAUUCUGCAUUACAUCCUAUGCCACCACCACGUCAUGAAAGUUAUCACCUUCAAACACCAGAUGAUGGUAUGUCUGUAACUUUCAGAAGUGGUUCUGAAUCUUAUGAACAAUUAACUCCUGAUGGUGAUCUUGGAGAUACAGGAUUAAACGAGCAGUUUGCAGACAAUAGAGCUACACCUAGUGAUGAUAGUGAUAUUUAUAGCCAAGUAGAUUUUUAUAGAGAAGAAAGAGAAAGAGAUUUGUUAAAACCAGGAGAUAUUACAAACAAAUUGUCUGGAUGGGUGAAGGAUACAUUUAUGCCUCAAGAUGGAGUAACUAAUAGUUACUCUCACAGAGCCUUCACAACAGGUAGAAGACAUAUUUCUCAGGCAAAGCCGCGUCCAAAAGGAAACAGUCAAACUUUAAAACAACCUGGUAAAAUAAAUUUGAAAGAUUUUUCAAAUGUGACGGAUGCUAUAGCUAGAAUGACAGUAGGAGAAAAAGAUGAACAUGGUUCUAAAAUAAGUAUGGGUCAUGCUCCACUUGCUACUCCUGAAUUAGAUUUAAGUUCCGAAUAUGCGCAAGUAAAAGAUGUUGUACAAAGUUUAUAUCCUUAUGAUGGUGAUUAUAUGUAUGCCUCGGUACAAGAUUCUGUCGGAAAUAAUAAACCCAAGUUACGUCAUAGACGUGAAAAAGGACAACCUUCAUACAGUGAUUCUGAUUCUGAAUGGAGUUCUUUGGAAAGACAAAGAAUUGCUGAUAUUUCAGGUAAAGCAAACAAAAAACCACCAUCACAUAAAAGGAUACGAAAAAAACGUACACCUAUAUUUGUUGCCUCACCUAAAGUACCAUCUAGCAUGGGAAGUGGAGAUAGUAUUGGUUUGAAUUAUAAUAUUAAAGAAGUAAAACUGCGAGUAAAUCCUACAGAAAGAGAAUCCAGUGAAACAAAUUCUUCUGAAUCAAGUGAUCCAGAACAUACUUCAAGAUUAAGAGCCAAACAUAAUAAGCAUACUACUGCUGCUAUUUCACGAAGAAAAUUUGGAAAUUCAUUACCACAACAUCCAACUUCCAAUAAAGAGAUGUUUAGUGCUUCCUAUGAAUCCAGUUUAGAUGUUUCUUCUCCACGAGAAAUUAAUUCUCCCAGUGUCAAAGAUGGCGAUAAGUUAAAUAGGAAAAAGGAUAAACAAAAAGCAAAAGAAGAUGAGAAGUUAGAAAAGCGUCGUCAAAAAGAAGAAAAACUAAAAAAACAUGCGGAAAAGGAAAAGGAAAGAGAGAAAAAAAAGCAAGAAAAAACAAAACAAACUAAAGGUCCUAGUUCAACAUUAAGUCUGAGUCAAGUGCAACAACCAUUAAUUGAAGAUUUUGCACAGAGUGAAACAAAUCGAAUACCUCUAUUUCUUGAAAAAUGUGUGCAAUUUAUUGAAGAUGAAGGAUUAGAUUCUGAAGGUAUAUAUAGGGUUCCUGGAAAUAGAGCACACGUUGAACUCCUUUUUCAAAAGUUUGAAGAAGACGGAAACGUGGACAUACAUUCGUUGGAUAUACCAGUAAAUGCUGUUGCAACUGCUUUGAAAGAUUUCUUCUCAAAAAGGUUACCACCAUUAAUUGAUAAAGAACGAAUGAGUGAACUCGAGGAUAUCUCAGGUGCUCGUGGUAUUAGCAAACCAAUGUCUGCAACAUGUAUGAAUAUGGAAGAUCGAAGCUGCAGAUUAUUAGCAUUACGUUUGAUGCUCAACAAAUUGAAGCCAGUUAAUUUUGAUGUACUUAAAUUUAUUUUUCAUCAUUUUGUAAAAGUGGCUGAAAAUUGUAAGCUGAACAGUAUGGAUAGUAAAAAUUUGGCAAUCUGCUGGUGGCCUACUUUAUUACCAAUAGAAUUUAACGAUCUUGGCAGAUUCGAAGCAAUGAGACCAUACUUGGAAGAUGUUGUUCAAACAAUGAUAGAUCAAUAUCCUUUCUUAUUUUGUGGUGAAGAAGCUAUCGUAAUGGUGUAGUGAAAGAUUACAUUAUUUCGAAUCGUACAAUUAGAGCUUGUACGAAUAAUAAGAAAUAAUUUCGUAUUAAUACGAUACGGAUUAUUUCUAUAACAUUUAGUUCUUACGAUCAUGAAUAAUGAUUUGUCUUGCUAUGUUUGUAUACCAUGACUUCAUCGUAGUGCAUUUGAACUACGAUUAGGAUAAUUUUCAUAACUUGAAAAAGACGAACAAAUUAAUUUAAGUUUACAUACUCGUUCCAUUGCAAAGUGUGACUGAUGGAGUGAGAGAUUGAUGGUCCUAAUGAUGGCUAUUUGCAGGCCCGAUAAUAAUGCGAAUAAUAAAAAGUCAAUCCAUGUGUCAUAACAGUAUGCAUGUAUCAUGUUGGAUGUAUUCAGAGCGAUGUAUUUAUUAACAUGUAAUUAGAGGUAAGUCUUAAUAUUUGAUAAUAGCGAUUAUAGUAGUGAGCUCGAUGUUGCUUUUUUUAUCUGAUUUUUUUUAUUUUUCUUUUUGUUCUUACAUUUUUCUAUAGAUAAAAAUUUUUUUAUUGUAUGUAAUGUAUGUCUGAGAAUGAAUGUAUGAGAGAAAGAGAGAGAGAGAAAAAAAUAAGAAGGAAGGAUAAAAAGCGAGACAAUGGCGCAAUCUCUUAAAAAGAAUAUUCGUAUUCUAAAGCGUGUUAAAGAUAUCAUAAAAUGUAUGAGGUAUACAAUUUCUCUAAUUCAUGUGAUUUUUAUAUAGCAACGAUAUCAAAAAAUUUGAAAUAU
Molecule: messenger RNA, 6073 nt
Organism: Apis dorsata (giant honeybee)
Lineage: Eukaryota; Metazoa; Arthropoda; Insecta; Hymenoptera; Apidae
Gene: RhoGAPp190
Product: rho GTPase-activating protein 190
Exons: 24
Coding region: 444-5330 (1628 amino acids)
Biological process (GO): signal transduction
Molecular function (GO): GTP binding; GTPase activity
Source: RefSeq, a predicted model, not a curated record